Cicer arietinum (chickpea) is the source of this 1929-nucleotide messenger RNA. RefSeq names its product beta-1,6-galactosyltransferase GALT29A. Gene Ontology annotation, molecular function: sialyltransferase activity. The record is from RefSeq and is a predicted model, not a curated record. Lineage: Eukaryota; Viridiplantae; Streptophyta; Magnoliopsida; Fabales; Fabaceae.
CACUAUAAAUACUUCACCAUUUUUAGAAGAAGCAUGCUUCAAAGCCACUCACACACUCUUCUAAUACCUCGCAUUCCCCCCACACAUUAGAAUCAAUAGUUCAUCAUCAUUCCCUAGAAUUACAAUAGUAGAUUCCAAUUAGGGUUUGGGUUUGGUUUCAGUUUCAUACCUCGGAAACCAUACCAAACAAAGAAAAAAAACCACCUCCAAAAUUUCAUGUUCGAACCUCCAAAAUUUCUCACACUAAAUGUUCAGUUUCUGCAGUUACAGCAAAUUCUUCAUCCUUUUCCUAUGCACUCUUCUACGCUAUUUCAUUGCAUAACCCUCAAAUUUUCCUUUUUAAGGUUCAAUUCAAAUCUUCCCCAAUUAUGGAAACAACUCAAAUUCAUCUCCCACUUUCCAUAUCAAAUCCCUAACAUUAAAACAUUCACCUCUCACAAUGCAUAAAUCUUCUGAACAAAAAGAUGGAUCUGAAUCAGAAACUCCAAAUUGCUUCGAUUCGUUCACUCAUUUAGCUUCAACAAAACCUAUUUGUUCACACAAGAACACUUUUCCUAUGAAACGCACCGUUCGUCCUCUCUUCGUUCUUCUACUUGUUCUCGUUUUCGUCGCCACGCUCACUUCACGCGCCAUUCUUCGUAGAAGCUUACUCUCAGUUGAGCUCGAAACGCGCGUUUUAACGCGCGAUUUAUCGCCGUUAAACGCCACACUCCUCCAACACGCCGCAGUCGAGAUCGGCGAGGAGAAAUCCCGGAAAGAGAUCCAGCAGCUUCUCGACGGUAAUUUCGCUAGCCAAGCGCGGCAUCGAACAUUCGUCUCCUGGCGAAGGUUCAUCCAUCAUGAUUCCGAUAGGAACCUUCCGGCGACAUUAAGGUCGCCGCUUUUUUAUCGGUAUUGGCUUGAUUUCCGGCGAGUUUUGCAUGAUUGGGCGAGGAAACGUCGGUUUCAACCCGGAAUCAUGGGCGAGUUAACUCGGUCGGUUAAGGUUCCGCUGGAUCGGUUCAACAAAGUGGUUGAUGUUGCUGCUGCUGCAAAAUCUGGUGAUAAGAAGUAUUCAUCAUGUGCUGUUGUUGGGAACAGUGGAAUUUUGCUUAAUAGAAACUAUGGUUCUUUAAUUGAUGCACAUGAGUUUGUUAUAAGGUUAAACAAUGCUAGGGUUGAUAACUAUGAAAACAAAGUUGGGAAAAAAACAAGUAUUUCAUUUGUGAAUAGCAACAUUUUGCAUUUGUGUGCAAGAAGAGCAGGGUGUUUUUGUCACCCAUAUGGUCCUAAUGUUCCUAUUGUUAUGUACAUUUGUCAAGCAGUGCAUUUCUUGGAUUACACUGUUUGUAAUGGUUCACACAAAGCACCUUUGUUGGUUACUGAUCCUAGGUUCGAUGUGUUGUGUUCUAGGAUUGUGAAGUAUUACUCAUUGAAGAGAUUUGUGGAGGAAACAGGUAAAGGUUUGGAACAAUGGAGUUCAGCUCAUGAUGGUGCUUUGUUUCAUUAUUCUUCCGGUAUGCAAGCUGUGAUGUUGGCUUUAGGGAUAUGUGAUAAAGUUAGUAUUUUUGGGUUUGGUAAAUCACCUUUGGCUAAACAUCAUUAUCAUACUAAUCAGAAAUCUGAACUUCAUUUGCAUGAUUAUGAGGCUGAAUAUGCUUUUUAUCGUGACCUUGUUGAUGGACAUAAGGCUAUACCGUUUGUAUCAGACAAGUUUAAGAUUCCUCCUGUUGUCAUGUAUCGAUGACAGGGAAUUCUCUUGUUGUAAUACUUGUGGAAUGCAUAGAUAUAUAGUGGAAGGGAUUACUGAGUUUGGUUUGAGAUUAUUUUUUUGUUUUAACAAGUUUGUAUUGUCCCAUAUGUAGCCUCAAGGCAACAUCAAAGUGUAAAUUUUGGUUAGAAUCAAUAUAGAAUGAUGAUGAUGCGCAUCUAUGAUGUGUUAUUCAAGAA